Molecule: messenger RNA, 1295 nt
Organism: Chara braunii
Lineage: Eukaryota; Viridiplantae; Streptophyta; Charophyceae; Charales; Characeae
Source: the annotation of a GenBank genome assembly
GUCUUUGAAACCCGCGGGAAAGAAGGACAAGUGCCGGAAGAAAUCGGGGGCUGAGAAGAGGGAGUCGAAAGAGCAUCGCAGAAGCAGUGCCGACCACUCCGCGAAAACGGUGCACAGGCGCAGGCGUAAAUCCGGGUCGAAAGUUACAGUCCCUUCGAGUGAGCGGGACAUUUCAACGCUGAAAGAAUGUAACGAGUCGCCCCCCUCGACCCCUGUCGGGGGAAAGCGCGGAAGAGGCGCUGAGAACCGUCCGUCGAGGGCCCCAGAAAAAAAAUCGCGGGAUGAUAGAAGCGCGACUACUCACCGGAGUUCAAAGAAGAGAAUAUCCUACAAAGACGAGAGACCAGUGGAGACAAUCGAUCUUGGAGGGUCUGACUACAGGUACAGCACACCCCAAGCGGAAGAAGAGGAGGAACACGACCGUUCCACGCCAGAGAAGUCAGACGGUGCGGAGGAUGAGGAGGGGGGAAACGAGGCAGACGACAACGGUCCUUCCCGCGGGCAGUCACAAGACACCGACGAGGACGACAACAGCGACGGCAAAUCGGCCAGCCAGAGUACCGGCGAAGACCGGAGCGCCGCUUCGGAAGGAGAUGAUUCGCCAUCUCCUUCGAGGACGUGGCGCAGCGAAGGAGAACGGCAGGCACGCAAUGGCAGCGACACCGAGGAGUCUGUCGGUGACAGACAAAUCAUGCAGCACGUGAGCGUCACUGGAAAAGGUAAAAAACCCGCAUCGCACUCGCUCCCCUCCCACUCACGAGCAGCUAAUCCCGUGCCCCCACGGGGCGCAAGCCUUCACGCACGGAAAAGGGUUUUAGUGAACGCACUGUUGAUAGCCGAAUCUUCCAAUUACCAAGUGCUGUAUUCAGAACAAGGCGCUGAGUUGCUAACACUAUCCUGUGCAUUGUGUCUUGUGUUUCCCUGCCCAUCGCAACGUCAGGAACGAAAGCGCGCGCAAGGACCCAACGAUGAGGGCGCUGUAUUAGCGAAGAAAAUGAAGGGCAAGCUGUUGCGUUCCGUCGCCAAAGCCUUUGCGUUCUCUUCGGCGAACGACGCAACUCUGUACCCUACAGAGGACACGUUUUUCGCGGAGGUGCAAGCGACGGCCAAACUGGCAGGGGGGACAGCAGAGGAAGGGCUGCGGUCUCACAUUGCAAAGCGCGGGAUUCGAGAUGUCAUAGGGGAAUGCAACAGAAUACCUGCCAGCUGAAGCAUUGGUUCUGGGCAGAAAAAGGGAUUCCGCUGGUCGGAUUGCAGCAAUCGGACCACCACCUCCCCGCUCGCAACAAGAUGCG